Cervus elaphus (red deer) is the source of this 1237-nucleotide messenger RNA. It is a transcript of the gene DYDC2, whose product is annotated as DPY30 domain containing 2. Lineage: Eukaryota; Metazoa; Chordata; Mammalia; Artiodactyla; Cervidae. The transcript is spliced from 6 exons. Gene Ontology annotation, cellular component: Set1C/COMPASS complex. The record is from RefSeq and is a predicted model, not a curated record. The coding region runs from base 394 to 909 and encodes 171 amino acids.
GCAUGCGCCUACCUACCUGCAGGUAGCGUCCCGUUGCUAGGCAACAAGCCCGCGCGCCCCUGGGCUGGAGACCGCCUGGGGCAGAGAGAGAAGAGUGCUUGCUGAGAGCUGAGCAGACAACGCUGGGCCGAGGUGAUCUUCCGGACCCAGGGAUUGAAGCCACGUCUCCUGCGCUGACAGGCAGAUUUUUACCACUGAGCCACCUGGAAAGACUGCAUACCUGGAUAAUCCAGUAUAAUUUCCCCAAAACAAAAAAUGCUUAAUUUAAUCACAUCUGCAAAGUCCCCUUUGUCAUAUAAGAUCAGAAAGCUGAGGCUCGGAGAGACUUGGUAACUUGCUGAAGAUCACGCAGCUAAUAAACAGGAGACCCAGGACUGGAACUUGCCCGCCAGGAUGGAAACCAAUUACCUGAAGAGGUGCUUUGGAAAUCACCUGGCCCAGGCUCUGGCAGAAGUGGCUAUGGUUCAGCCCAGUGACCCCAUAGAGUACCUGGCUCACUGGCUUUAUCAUUACAGGAAAAUGGCAAAAGCAAAAGAAAAGGAUAGACAAGAGAAGAUCCAGCUGCAGAGAGAAUAUGAAAAUAGCCUCAAAGGAACCAGAAUGGCAGAAAUGCUGAAGCAAGAAGAACGUGAGAUUCAACAGCAGUGUGAAAAGUAUCAUCACCAGCUGGGGAGGAGAAACUCGGCGGUGGGCACAAACCCACAUCCCAUGCCACUGAUAUCUGUAGCAGGUUCCUUGGAGAAGACUAAAUUCAUGCAGGAGAACAGAGAACCCCUUGAGAAGGAAGCCUUGAAGCAGGAAUCCCUGCCAGGAACUUCCAAUAUGAUUCCAGGAAUGCCUCAACAGAGCCCCUCUUCAGAGACACCUGUCUCCAGCCAGGUUUACUUGAACACUGGAACCCCACAAUAAAUAAAUUACCAGGCUGUUUAGCAUGAAAUUGCUCUUGAAAUCCAUCCUGGCUCCGAAUCACCUCCCUAGGUUAUAGAAGGUGGAUGAUUCUGAUGAUGCUUCUCUCAAAGCUGCUGCAAGCUGAGAAAGUGGCCAACUCAAAGAGCUCUUACUUGAAGAUGAUUAGCUAUGUGGAUUAAACCAAGAUAUGAGAGACUGUGGAAGGAGGUGUCUACAGGGACUCUCCAACCCAAGUCUUGUCCUGAUAACCAUGAAAACCCCUUAAUUGUGUGAAGAUUUGAACUACAUAUAGGGUAAAAUAAACUCAUAAAAAAGAUUUAAAAUAAGU